GUUUCUACCUGGAUUCUGACAACAGACAGAAUAACUAUAUUUGGAUUCAGUAAUGCUAUUUCAGUCUGAAGUGUUUUUUAUCGACAUCACAGAAUGAGCCAGCAGCCGCGAUCAGACCGGGGGCACCGGGAGAGGAACGGAGACCACCGGCAGCACAAUGGCGACCGGUCAACACCAUCCAACAGGUCCUCCUCAUCACCCCCAUAUUACCCCCGAGAAGCUGACUCACAUCCAAGUGCACGGGAACGAGUGAAUCACAGUGACUCCAAAUGGAACUACAUUUGCUCCAGAAGAGGUAUCAUCCUGAUCUGUGCUGUGCUGACCAACGCCCUGGUCCUCAUCUGUGUGGUCGCAGCUCAGAUGGUUACGUCGGGAAUGUCCUCGGCAGCCAGCAUGGGUGGCUUCAACCUCAACUCCAACAUCAACUUUGAGGGUACUGAGCUGCAGAAGCUACGAGAACUAGACAUGCAGUACAACCAAAUGAGGGCACCGAGCAUCUAUGGCGGCAUCCCCUUCAGCCUCACCUUUGGAAUAGUCUCACUGCUGUUCGUGGUGUCUGGGAACAAACCCCCCCACCGGAUGUCGCGAAAGCUCCUGUUUGGAGCGCUGGUCUUUCAGGCGGUGGGCGCAGUGGUGUAUGUGGUGGCUGUCGGCCUCUACCUGCACUUCAUGAUCAAAGUCAACUCCACAGAUGUGUGCAAGCAGCGGGAGAUUCUGUAUUCGCGGAACGGCUACACCUGGAUGAACUGUAACGUGAGUGGGGCCGAUGCAGCUGUGGCUCUGUUCGGACUCAUCACCGCCAUUCUGUACAUUGCUGGCACAGUGCUCACUUUCCAGACCAUUCAGCACGUGAAGCGUUACAUACAGGAACAAAAGCGGCGGGAAGAACAGAAAAAGCAGGAUCGGAACAACCCACAGAGGGCUCCGCUGUGGGCCGAGACCACAUCUGUGUGAGGGAGACUUGUGUACUGUGGUUAAGGGGACACUUUAGUUUCUGCUACAAUGACACCUGAACUGAUUGAAAGAGGAUUGGCUCCAAAUGUGUAAGACUGACAGACGGAUCACAGGAAACAUUUAAACUUACAACUCUUCAUUGUCCCCACAUGGACACAGCUACUUUGUAGUAUAAACUACUUCUGUGUUACUGCCCAAAAGUGACAGCUCACACACACUCUCACAAGUUUUCAGAUUCACUGGGGCUUUGACACAUUUGUGUAGGGAAUGAAAUA
Messenger RNA from Pelmatolapia mariae (spotted tilapia), 1229 nucleotides. RefSeq lists its product as uncharacterized. Gene Ontology annotation, cellular component: membrane. The coding region runs from base 94 to 954 and encodes 286 amino acids. The record is from RefSeq and is a predicted model, not a curated record. Lineage: Eukaryota; Metazoa; Chordata; Actinopteri; Cichliformes; Cichlidae. The transcript has 4 exons.